AUGGAACAAAGAAAAUGCGAGGAAGGAAGGGUGAAACGGCGGUGGGUCUGUUUGGUGAUCGCUGUGCUUCAGUGGAGCGUGGCCUCAGCACAGAUACGAUAUUCUAUCUCGGAGGAAGUCAUGGAAGGAACUGCAGUUGGGAAUGUUGCAAAAGAUCUUGGAUUAGAUAAAAGCACCUUGAAAGCCAGGAAGUAUCGUAUUGUGUCGAGUGCAGCAGAUCCUGUUUUCAAUGUAAAUCAGAACGACGGCAUAUUGUAUGUGAGCCGGAAAAUAGACAGAGAGGAAAUAUGUGAGCGAAGCAGUACAUGUUUGCUUAAUCUGAAAACCGUCCUAGAAAACCCACUAGAAGUCCACUAUAUAGGAGUUGAAGUUUUAGAUAUAAAUGAUCAUUCACCGAGCUUUCCGGAGAUACAGAAAACGUUAGAAAUUUCCGAAUCUGUGGUAAGUGGAAAGAGCUUUCAGCUUCAAGCUGCACGAGAUCCAGAUAAUGGUCAUUUUUCCGUGCAACAAUAUAAACUAAAUUUAAAUGAACACUUCCGUUUGGAAGUAAAGGACAAAGGGGAAGAUGGUAAAAUACCGAUUUUAAUUGUGCAAAAACCUUUGGAUAGGGAGGCAGCGGAAAGCCACUCAUUAGUAUUGACAGCACUGGAUGGAGGUAAACCUCCAAAAUCUGGCGAAAUGAAUAUUCUAGUAAACGUUUUAGAUAUCAAUGAUAACGCACCUGUUUUCUCUAAAGACGUUUAUUCUGUGAUGCUCGAUGAAAAUGCUCCAAUAGGAACAACAGUCAUACAAGUGAAUGCAACUGAUUUAGAUGAAGGAGCAAACGGAGAAGUGGUUUACUCAUUUAGCAACAGCGUAAAUCGUAGGUUAUAUAAACUGUUUGAAAUAAAUCCAUCAACAGGUGAAAUAACUGUUAAAGGUGCAAUAGACUACGAGCACAAGGAUGAAUAUGAAAUUGAAAUACAGGCAUCAGAUAAAGGUCUCGCUCAUCUAACAACAGAAAAGAAUGUGGUUAUUAAGAUAGUUGAUGUGAAUGAUAAUGCACCUGAGAUUGAAGUUACUUCAUUUUCAAACUCCAUCCCUGAAGAUUCCAGACCUGGAACUACAGUUGCCCUUAUCAGUGUAAACGACUUGGACUCUGGUCUCAAUGGAAAAGUUAUUUGCUCCAUAGAUGAAGAUGUUCCAUUUGCUUUAGCACCUUCUUUACAGGACAACAUGUAUUCAUUAGUCACUAAAUCGAAUCUAAAUAGAGAGGAACACUCACAAUAUAUUAUAACAGUAGUAGCAAAAGACGCCGGACAGCCUUCAUUAUCAUCUGAAAAGACAAUAAGCGUUGUUGUGUCAGACGUGAAUGACAACAGUCCAGAAUUUUUACAGAGUCCCUAUACUUUCUAUGUCACUGAGGGAAAUGAGCCAGGAGCCUCUGUGUUUUCUGUUAAAGCUUUUGACCGCGAUGAGAACGAAAAUGCUCUUAUAUCUUAUCAUAUUCUCAGAGAUGGAAGGGAAGGAAGUAAAUUAAGUUCAUUUCUCAACAUAAACUCUGAAAAUGGAGAUAUUUUGGCUCUAAAAAGUUUUGACUUUGAAACCCUGAAAACGUUCCAGUUCCAAGUUGUUGCCUCAGAUUCUGGAACUCCGUCACUGAGCAGCAACGUCACAGUGAACGUGUUCAUUCUGGAUCAGAACGACAACGCUCCAGUCAUCCUGUAUCCAGUCAGCUCUAACGGUUCUGCUGAAGGUGUGGAGGAGAUUCCCCGCAAUGUGAACGCAGGACACCUGGUGACUAAAGUCAGAGCCUAUGACGCUGAUAUAGGAUAUAACGGCUGGUUACUGUUUUCACUGCAGGAAGUUACUGACCACAGUCUCUUUGGUUUGGACCGCUAUACAGGACGGAUCAGAACACUUCGCUCAUUCACAGAGACAGACGAGGCUGAGCAUAAACUGGUCAUACUGGUGAAAGACAAUGGGAACGUCUCACUCUCAGCAACAGCUACUGUGAUGGUCAAAGUUGUGGAGCCCAAAGAGGCUUUUGCUGCUUCUGAUGUUAAAAGUGCAACAAAGGAUGAUGAGGACAGUAAUGUGACUUUUUACCUGAUGAUAACUUUGGGCUCAGUCUCAACACUUUUUCUCAUCAGUAUCAUCGUGCUGAUUGCAAUGCAGUGCUCUAAAUCCACAGAGUAUACUUCUAAAUACCUACAAGAGACUAAUUAUGACGGGACACUGUGUCACAGCAUCCAGUACAGAUCUGGAGAAAAACGCUACAUGUUAGUGGGACCCAGAAUGAGUGUAGGAUCUACUAUAGUCCCGGGCAGCCAUGCGAACACUCUAAUGCUCCCUGACAGGAGGACACCUGGAGAGGUAAGACAUGUUUACGUGCAAACUUUGUUACUUACUUACUGCAUCUUUACUAAUCAUAAAUGCAACGUAUCCUCCCUAGUUCGUGUGUUGCAUCGCUUAGCACUUCCAAUUUUUUAA
Messenger RNA from Anoplopoma fimbria (sablefish), 2472 nucleotides. Its product is annotated as protocadherin alpha-4-like. Gene Ontology annotation, cellular component: plasma membrane. The transcript has a single exon. The record is from RefSeq and is a predicted model, not a curated record. NCBI's taxonomy places the organism in Eukaryota, Metazoa, Chordata, Actinopteri, Perciformes, Anoplopomatidae. The coding region runs from base 1 to 2472 and encodes 823 amino acids. Gene Ontology annotation, molecular function: calcium ion binding. Gene Ontology annotation, biological process: homophilic cell-cell adhesion.